AUGUCGCGCCCUCGCAUCGACUACAGCCUGUACUACGUCACGGGCCGCUCCCUGCUUCCACCAGCACCGACGAGCUACACCGGUCCGCCUGGCGACUGGUACCUCGCCCACCUCGAGCAAGCCCUCGCCGGCGGCGUGACGGUCGUCCAGGUCAGGGAGAAGGACGUCGACGGCGGCGAGUUCUACGAGGUGGCAAGGAGGAGCAAGGAGGUGUGCGACCGUUACAACGUCCCGCUCUUCGUCAACGACCGCCUCGACAUCGCGUGCCUCCUCAAGUGCCACCUGCACGUCGGCCAGUCGGACCUCCCUGCCCGUCUUGCACGGCAGCUCCUCGGUCCCGAUGCUCUUCUCGGCGUCAGCGUCAACACGGUCGACGAGAUGCGCCUCGUCCUCGACGAGGGUGUCGCGGACUACGUCGGCAUCGGCCCGUGCUUCGGGACCCAGACCAAGAAGAACCUGAACCCGAUCAUGGGCCCGAGGGGUGUACGGGCCAUCCUCGAGGUCCUCGGCGACAGCGAGGUCAAGGCGGUCGUCAUUGGCGGCAUUACCCCUUCCACCAUCCCCAACGUCCUCGCGCAGACGCCCGCACCUCUCGCGAGCGGCGGCUACCGCCACCUCGACGGCCUCGCCGUCGUCUCGUCCAUCUCGGCCGCGCACGACCCGUUCACCGCCGCGACCGAGCUGCGCGCGCUCUUCCUCGGCCGCAAAAUGCUGCCCUCGUGGAACCUGAAUGCGUCGACGGCGGCCCUCGACGAGCAGCAGCUCGUUCGCAACGCGGUCGACAUGCUCAAGCUUCUUCGCGAGGGCGCGCACAAGCCCCUCGUCCACCACAUCACGAACCAGGUCGUCAUGAACGACACGGCCAACCUGACGCUCGCGUUCGGCGCGUCGCCCAUCAUGUCGUCCUCGCCCGACGAGGCGCCGCACCUGUCGACGCUCAUCUCGUGCCUCCUCCUCAACCUCGGCACCAUCACCGAGCAGCAGAUCGCGUCGCAGAAGAUCGCCGGCGAGGCGGCGAACCGGAACCAGAAGCCCGUCGUGUUUGACCCGGUCGGCGUCGGCGCGACCGAGUACAGGAAAAAGAGCGCGAGCGACCUCCUCAACGCCUGCCACGUCUCGAUCAUCAAGGGCAACGCCGGCGAGGUCGGAGCGCUCGCCGGGCUUAGCGAGGUGCAGGCGCGAGGCGUAGACAGCGUCGGCGCCGGCUUCAAGGACCCUGCAUCCGUCGUGCGCACGCUCGCGGCGAGGGAGAAGCUUGUCGUAGCCAUGUCGGGCAAGGUCGACUACGUCUCGGACGGCCGCGAUGUCUUUGCGAUCGAGAACGGGAGCGAGUGGCAGGAGAGCAUCACGGGCUCAGGCUGUAUGGCGAGCGCGUGCGUCCCCUGUUUCCCUGCGAGCCUGUCUCUCUCUCUGUGCUCGACGGCCGUCGCACUCUUUGCUGGACUGCGCCACGAGUCGGGCAGCCUGUCCGCCGCGGUCGCAGGUCUCGUCGCCAUCAACGUCGCCGCCGAGCUCGCCGCCGAGCGCGCAGACGUCCAGGGCCCGAACACCUUCCGGGCAGCGCUCAUCGACGAGUGCUUCCGCAUCACGCCCGACGAUCUCGCACGGCGCGCCAAGGUCAAGAAGCUGUAG
Messenger RNA from Rhodotorula graminis WP1, 1632 nucleotides. RefSeq lists its product as uncharacterized. Gene Ontology annotation, cellular component: cytoplasm. Lineage: Eukaryota; Fungi; Basidiomycota; Microbotryomycetes; Sporidiobolales; Sporidiobolaceae. The record is from RefSeq and is a predicted model, not a curated record. Gene Ontology annotation, molecular function: magnesium ion binding; thiamine-phosphate diphosphorylase activity; hydroxyethylthiazole kinase activity. Gene Ontology annotation, biological process: thiamine biosynthetic process. The transcript has 8 exons. Bases 1 to 1632 code for a protein of 543 amino acids.